Molecule: messenger RNA, 1469 nt
Organism: Zingiber officinale
Lineage: Eukaryota; Viridiplantae; Streptophyta; Magnoliopsida; Zingiberales; Zingiberaceae
Product: mitochondrial carrier protein CoAc2-like
Exons: 7
Coding region: 85-1107 (340 amino acids)
Biological process (GO): transmembrane transport
Source: RefSeq, a predicted model, not a curated record
GUUUCGUCGUCCUCGUCAGUCGUCAUCUUCCAUUCUUGCUCUCGAAAUCUCGAGUCCAAAUUGCACGAUCCCCUCUCUUCCUCCAUGGCGGAGGAGAGAGGAGGCGGAGUGUCAACGGCAGUGAAGGAAGAGGUCAGGUCAGGGACGAUCCCUCUCGUUGUGAAAGAGCUCGUCGCCGGGGGCGUCGCCGGCGGAGUCGCCAAGUCGGCCGUUGCUCCCCUUGAACGUGUCAAGAUUCUCUUUCAGACCAGAAGAGCAGAGUUCCAGAGUAUAGGAUUGUUGGGAUCCUUCAGGAAGAUUGUACAGACUGAAGGUUUGUUAGGAUUCUACAGGGGAAAUGGAGCCAGUGUUGCAAGAAUUGUCCCCUAUGCAGCUUUACAUUAUAUGGCAUAUGAGCAGUAUAGACGCUGGAUUGUUCUUGGGUUUCCUAAUAUAGGAAAGGGUCCUGUUCUUGAUCUUGUUUCAGGGUCAAUAGCAGGAGGAACUGCAGUUAUUUUCACUUACCCACUUGAUUUAGUUCGAACAAAGCUUGCAUUUCAGGUUGUAGGACCAUCAAGACUAAAAGAUAGAAAACUAUACAGUUUGCCUGAACAAGUUUAUCGAGGAAUUCUUGAUUGUAUCUUGAAGAUAUACAAACAAAAUGGCUUGAGAGGCCUAUAUCGUGGUGUAGGCCCAUCCUUGUAUGGAAUCUUUCCUUACUCUGGUCUCAAGUUUUAUUUUUACGAGGAAAUGAAGAGCCAUGUUCCUGAAGAUCACAAAAAGGGCAUUUCUGUCAAACUUGCAUGUGGAUCUGUUGCUGGUUUACUGGGGCAGACAUUGACGUAUCCCCUUGAUGUUGUUAGACGGCAAAUGCAGGUAGAAGCCCUCUCCACAGCUAACAAUGAAAUGGGGAGAGGAACCUUUGGAAGCCUUGUCAUGAUAAUUCAAACGCAGGGUUGGAGACAGCUUUUUUCUGGACUGAGCAUCAAUUAUUUGAAGGUUGUGCCAUCAGUGGCAAUAGGAUUUACCGCAUAUGACGUAAUGAAAUCUUGGCUUAAAGUUCCGUCUCGAGAUGAAGUAGCAGCCAUUUCAGUUGUGACAGAGAACACUAACCAUGCUGAAGCCUGAAAGCAAGAUUCUCGUUGAUUCUUCUUCCAUUCUUCUCUUGCUUGUGAAGGAGCUUCACUAGGUUCUCUUUACUGACAUGAGGUUGUACACUCUUUUUUUUUUUUUUUCAGUUCUGAUCUUUUCUUUAAUAGUACCAAUUCCUUCAUUGACGUAGAUAAUAAAAAAAAUUUCAAAAUUUUCCUUUUUCUGAAGGUCGUUGGCAUCAAAUGGAAUAAUAGAUUAGUAAAUACCCAUAGCGUGAGCCGGUGAGGAUUCUGAAGCAAUUUACCCAGCAUUUAAGUUGUUCACACUUUAGCUCUCCAUGUAAUGAACUGAUUCUUUCAGAAAUUUCAUCUUAGCAAUGAGCAUAUUUCUGUUGGUCA